UUAGUUAGGAUGGCAUUAGAUUUUGUUUUGGGAAAGCCAUAUGGCCGGGUCAAAUUAGAAACUGGUUGUAAUAAAUUCCCGGUUUUUCUCGCAGCUUUCUUACACAAAAAAUCCAAUUUUUUGUAUUCGUUCUUCUAAUGAAGUUUUAUAUUCUAAUAGGAAUUUCCCUCUCGUCGCUUUCAUCUUGACUAUGCCUGCAAGAAGUGGUCUGUUUGGAUCCUGAUUGAGCUUUGCCUGAGACUUCAUAUCCUUCCAUUUAUAAAAAUCAAGGUGGUUCAUUUUCUUCACUUCCACCUUUGCCUUUUGAGCUUUUUCAACCGCAUUUACGAAGUCUUGGAAAUCGUAUACCUUGCCUUGUUUUUUGAGCGACAGCUCCACUUGAUGAUGAAAACUAUCGGCACUCAUGAAAAUGUGCCCUGGUUCGAAAAAAUUCAAUAUUAUUUCUUCGGCACUUAUUUCAAUCGAAUUAAUGAUUCGAACCAGGUACGUAAAAAGGCACCAGUUUUUAUUCUGGCUAGCACAAUUAUCCAGCCAUAAGAUGAUUUUUGGGGCAUCUCUGUUCCUUUUGAAGAAUGCGUAAAAGCAACUGACGAUAUCCUCUUUGCUUCUACCGGACUCGGCUUCGUGCCACAAAAUAGCAAAUGCUUUAUGCUGCGAACUGGUUCCUACCGGCACAAAAGUUUGAUUAUAUACUAUGAGCCUUUUUAUGAAAAGCACUUUCUUGAAAGUGUCAACUCUAGUCAGCAUUAUUACUUUCUGCAAGUCUGCAGAAACGCAGACAGUUCCAUCUUCGAACUUGGUUCUAACAUCUAAUUGAUACUUUUCUCGCGACUCUCGAUAAUGAUUUUCAUGAAGCUUCCAAGAAAUGCAAAUCGCGCAAGAUUCCUGCAGACUUUCUUUCGUAUGCGGAUGCAGCUUAAAUUCUUCGCAUCUUCACACUCUUCAUGUCGUAGGAGAGCAAAUGAUAUGUUUUUUGUUUUUACUCUUAAACGGUAAGAUUCGUAGGAUACCCAGGUUAUCUGGAAAUUUCAAUUUGAAAUUCUCCCACAUUGUUGCCACAGACAAAUCGCUCGGCAAAUAUCUCCUGUUCGGUGCAUGCGAACGCCUGGAAUAACAUCUCUCUCAUUCCCAUGAGUUCUGCAAACGUUCGCAAAAAUGUUAUAAUAAAUACUAGAAAUAGUUGACGCAAUUUAUUCAGUUACCACGCGACCGCGAUCAUGUCUCUACCUCCUAAGAAAACGUCGAAAAUUUCGUUAUCGAUGAAAAAAAAGACCACAACUCCGAAACCCGUGCGAUUUGCGCCACCAACGAAAAAAGCGCAAAUCAGAAGUGAUGUGGUAGUGGUGCAACCCUCAACAACAACAGGUUGCCUGCAUAUAAAGCAGCAACCACCGCCGGUGCUACCGUUGAGAUCCAUGGCGGCGCCGAGCCUACCCCACCUGUUAGAUGAUCAAUAUUCGAUCAUCACGAUUCAUUCCGAUGACGAGUCUGGGGCGCGACAAACCGAAAUACGCGCGGUGACUAUAGAGGAUCAUCAGUUGUCGCAGCUGAUGGAUGAAUUGGAUGCUAGUAGUACGGUGCAACAAAAUCGAGUGUAUCCGCCUAAAAUUAAAUCACCUUCGCCAUCUCAUCCACCACCAGCCACAUUGCCAACGUCAAGGUGGCAGCAAAAUGAAUAAAAUACGACUUCCACGAGUAUCGCCCUAACAAGAAGCCCUGGGGUAAGAGCCUUGAAACCAUGCUGCAAGUAUACGGCGUGAGAAAACGACAGCUAGAGGACGAUGAAGAUAAUAUCUUCAUGGAUUUCCCCACAGCAGCGACACCGAAGCAGGUAGCGCAGGCUACGUAUGCGCGCCUACUAAAAAUGGUGCCAAGUUACGAACGCCGUAUGCUUGAAGCAAGGGACAACACCCAGCGGCUCAGCGUGGAGUUGGCUGCUUCACGCGAAAAUGAAGCAGCGAUACAGGGGGAGGUGGAAUACAUAAAUAAGCU
Photinus pyralis (common eastern firefly) is the source of this 1992-nucleotide messenger RNA. RefSeq lists its product as uncharacterized. The coding region runs from base 1218 to 1679 and encodes 153 amino acids. The record is from RefSeq and is a predicted model, not a curated record. NCBI's taxonomy places the organism in Eukaryota, Metazoa, Arthropoda, Insecta, Coleoptera, Lampyridae. The transcript has 4 exons.